Messenger RNA from Mytilus trossulus (common blue mussel), 2618 nucleotides. RefSeq names its product neural cell adhesion molecule 1-B-like. The transcript has 18 exons. The record is from RefSeq and is a predicted model, not a curated record. Gene Ontology annotation, cellular component: cell-cell junction; plasma membrane. Gene Ontology annotation, biological process: cell-cell adhesion. NCBI's taxonomy places the organism in Eukaryota, Metazoa, Mollusca, Bivalvia, Mytilida, Mytilidae. Gene Ontology annotation, molecular function: cell adhesion molecule binding. Bases 1 to 2196 code for a protein of 731 amino acids.
AUGGAUACAUUUGUAUUAAAAGUUGAUGCAACAGGUUCAGGUACUUCGGCAGAUCCUUUUCAACAGUAUGCUAAACGAGGACAGGAGGCAGUUCUACAGUGUACAUAUGAAAGGGAGUUCCUAAAAUGGUACAAAAAUGUGACAAUUAUAUCUAAUAGGAAUUCUGUCAUUGAUUCUACAAAGUACAAAGUAUCAGCCACAAGCACUGGUUUGUACUACAGAUUACAUAUACUGAACGUUCACCUCGGUGAUAAGGGGAUUUACAUAUGUCGAGGAGGGAUAGGUGAAUCAUACUACAUUCAUCUGAUUUUAUAUGAGCAGCCUUUGCGUUUGACUAUACAAAAUGCCUCUACAGAUAACACAUUGAUUGGAACAGAAGGACAUGACCUGCAUAUUGAAUGUGUUGCAGUUCAAGGAAUUCCUGUUCCUUUGUUAUCCCUUGUAGUACUUGGUACAACUGUUCAAACUGACUUCCAGGAAUUGCGAUACGUUUUGCGAAACAUACCUAGAAUUUAUGAUACAACAAAUGUAUCAUGUAUAGCAAACAGUUCUGCUUUGGAUAAUCCAAUGACAACUACUGCUUUAAUAUAUCUUAAUCUAAUGCCUUUGAUGCCAGUGUUAAGUGUACCUCUCGUAAAUACAUUGGAGAUGGUUCUAUUUUCUAUAUCAUGCACAUCAACCGGAAGCCGCCCUGCUGCCGCCAUUUGGUGGAUGAUAGGCGAAACUGAUGUAACAAAUUUAGCAUCGUCACAAGAAAAACAAGGGGUCGAUGAGACUUUCACGGUUACAUCCACGUUAGAAUACACGGUGGACAGAAAAUUUAACUUGCAACCGAUAAUAUGUACAGCGAACAAUACAAUUGGUGGAUUUACCAACCAAAUAAACUUGUUCGUAAGAUUUCCGCCAGAUGUUUCAGUUUAUAAUGUUACCUAUAACAUGACAGAUCCAACACGAACAAUAAAUUGUACAGCUCAUGGUUAUCCUGAUACAUAUACAUUUUAUAAAUGGAAGCAUAGGUUGUAUGGACACAUUAUUCGGGAACUUGACGGUGACACUAUCUUAACACUGCCUGUGGUUCCUACACAACUUAUAUAUCAAGACAAUGGUGAAUAUGUGUGUAUAGUUAGUAAUGGUAUUCAAGGUACGGAUGGAAAAGAGAAGCGGCAAGGAGCGGCACAAAUUACUGUCUAUGCACAACCAGUUUUUACUGCAGACAAUGACGAAAGGAAUAUACAGUAUGGAGAGAUUGGAAAAACUAUCGAAAUUGUUGUGCAUGUGUACAGUGUUCCUAGGUUCAUAUACAAUGCUUGGUUCAAUAAUGGAAAACAGAUUCAAGCAUCUACUAAAUAUUUUUUUUCGGAAUCAACCGUCAAGGUUGAAGAUAUUUUCCAUGGAAAGACUGUUAUGGUUAAUGGCUAUAAAUCGGUUCUUACAAUAAAUAGUUUAACAAACGAAGACUUCACUAACUACACGUUAAUAUUAGAAAAUGGUAUCGGAAAAUCUGUUGAACACACUGUGGUUUUAGAACGAUCAACUCCACUAAAACCGGAACCUUCGUCAUUAGGGAUGAUUAUUGGUGCUGUGUGUGGAAGUCUGAUAUCUGGUCUUGUUUUACUGGCGGUUUUUGUCAUUGUAAUCCUUAAAAAACGGAAAGGGCAUCAACAAUGCGAAAACACAGUAACUUUUGAAAAGACUGAUUCUGAUGAUCACGCAAACGGUUAUGAAGAAGUACAAAACAGCAGGGAAACACAAAAUGCUCAACAUGUAAACAGGGAUCUAAGUCAUUCAAGAAAUUACGAAAAACUUGGAUUAAAAGAUGCCCCUAAUGUUUAUGAAGAUUUAACUAAUAAAGAAUCAAAGGAAAUAGAAGGUCAAAGCACAACAAGACAUUAUGAUGCACUUGGAAAGAAAGAGGUACCUAAUGUUUAUGACGAGUUGAACAAUGAAGCACAAUAUGAAAACAGAUCUCAAAGCUCUAGAAACCAUUAUGAAGAUCUUGGUCAAAAGAACGCAGCUUAUGUUUAUGACGAUUUAAAAAGUGAAGCUUGUGAAGAAACCAAAGCUAAUAGCCCGACACAACAUUAUGAGGACCUUGGUGUGAAAAGCAACCAAACUGUAUAUGAUCAUUUAAUAAAUGAGGACGCUGUAAAUAAAGUGUAUGAAAACGCUUCAAAACAAUGGACACAGGAAAACUGAUUUACUGAAUAUCAUGUUCAAAUGAAAAUAGAAUACUGACAAUUUUCUAAUGAAGUAUUUUGUCAAUUGACAACCAGUUAAUAUAUUCGUAUCAUAUGACAUGAAAUUCGUCAUUGAUGUCAGAUGAAAUGAGCAAAAAACCUACAUUGCGAAAUCCUUUACAAAAAACUACUAUGGAAAGGACACGAAAACUUCUGGACUACAACUGAUAGUUUUCCACACUACGCAUCAGUAUUUACGUUUACGAAAGAAUCAUUUUUAGUAGAUUGCUCCGAAUGUGUCUGAAUAAUCAAUACACACAUCAAGUUUCAUUUAGUAAGGCUGAAAGAAAGAAAUAUAACUUCAUGUUUCAUAUGAAUCGAAAAGUGAAAAAGUACAAUUAUAUAUAUAUAUAAUUUCAAUUUAACUGUAACUAAAAUAGU